AUGUCCGGCCAGAUUGAUGUUCUCUUGUACGGCUUGGGAGCAAUUGGCUCCUUCUAUGCUUUUAUUCUCACUCGAUCUGACCGGGUGCGGUUGACUGUCGUGGCACGGUCAAACUAUGAGGCUGUACGGGCCAAUGUAAGCACUCCCAGAAUUCACAUAUAUCGCAGGAGAUGGCCCAUUGAUGGGCAUGGCUCCAGGGAAUUACGAUCAACAGCGAGAACCAUGGCCAACAGACAUUUCAUCCGCAUCGAGGCAUUGGUCAAAUCACCCGCCGACGCAUCGCCCAUGGAUUAUGUCGUAUGCGCCCACAAGGCCAUUGAUCAGGAUCAAGUGGUGGCCCAGCUGGCACCAGUCGUGGAUUCUAGUCGGACCACCAUCGUGAUCAUUCAGAAUGGCGUGGGUAAUGAAGAACCAUUCCGGGCCAAGUUCCCCCGAUGUUCGAUUUUAACCUGUGUGACCUGGGUGGGAGCCACGCAGACCAGCCCUGGUAUCGUCAAGCAUACCAAAUCCGAAGAUAUGCAGAUUGGUCUAUUUCCCAACGCUUCUCUGGAUAAAGCAGUCGAGCAGCAACGACUUGACACUUUCACAGUCCUACUCCACAACGGCCGGACCCGGUUCCAAAUUCUCGAUGAUAUGCAGCAGCAGCGAUGGGAGAAAGUCGUUUGGAAUGUCGCGUGGAACUCGCUCACCACACUGACCAUGGUCGACACGCAGACCUGGCUACACUCUUCCGACGACGCCACGCCAUUCACUCGUCAGCUCAUGCAAGAGGUCAUUCAUAUUGCCCGUGGAUGUGGAGUUCCGCUGGGGGACGAUUUGAUCGAUCAGCUCAUGGAGAAAAUCAAUGCAAUGCCCGGCAUCGGCAGCAGUAUGCAGACCGAUUGUAAGAACGGGCGGCCCUUGGAGAUAGAUGUCAUCCUUGGGUUUCCGGUAACCAAAUCUAGGGAGCUGGGAAUCCCAGCCCCGUUCUUGGAGACCUUGUAUGUUAUUCUGCGCGCAGUCGAUGGCCGUCUCCGAGCCGCGUUGUAA
Molecule: messenger RNA, 1029 nt
Organism: Penicillium alfredii
Lineage: Eukaryota; Fungi; Ascomycota; Eurotiomycetes; Eurotiales; Aspergillaceae
Product: ketopantoate reductase family protein
Exons: 4
Coding region: 1-1029 (342 amino acids)
Biological process (GO): pantothenate biosynthetic process
Cellular component (GO): cytoplasm
Molecular function (GO): 2-dehydropantoate 2-reductase activity
Source: RefSeq, a predicted model, not a curated record